AUGAGAGAAUAUAAAAGGAAUCCAGAAAAAUAUAUUUAUAUGGGAUAGGGUAUUACUCCAGAAAGAGGAGGUGGACCAUAUACUUUGAUCCAUACAAAAUAUUAGGCAUUAACUAGAGCAUAAAGAAAAAGACAUAUAAGAACUAUCUAAGGACACUAUUUCACCUCUGAGUUUGCUAGUGAAGAUGUAGCCUUUACCUUUUUAUUAAAUGGAUUAUCUAAUAUUAAUUAUAGUGAUGAUUUUGAACCCUCAUAUGAAUAUAUGGAUUUUUUAUUUGAAUUAGGUAGAUUCUAAAUUAAAAUUAGAUAAUGUAAUUGGAGUUCCUUAAAGAGCCAUGUAAAAGACUAAAGAAUAUAAUGAUUUGUAUGUGAAAAAUUAAGUUGUCAGAACUAUGGUUGAGUCUUUCAAUUUUGCAGGUAGUAGAGAGAUUGCUAGACCUUUUGAAAGCAUAAAAAAUUAGAGAGCUAUUGUUCAAGCUUAUUGUAAUAGUGAUAGAUGCUCUUUUACUCAUCCGGAAUUAGCAUAUUGGGAUAGAGUUCCAGAAGAAUUAAUCAAUAAAAUAGCAACAUAUUAUUAUAAUAAUCAUCCUCAUAUGAAAUACAUGCUUUAUAUGUAUGCAUUGAUGGCUAGAAGAUGUGAUUUAGACUUUGCAAAAUAAGAAGUUGGAUUGGAUUCAACUAAUCCUUAUUUUCAAGCUAUAUAAAAGGGAAGAGCAGCUUUGAUGAAAAUAUUAGAUUAAUUAGGUUUAGGUGAUAAUAGUACACCAAUGAUAGCUAUUUGGAAACAACAUUUAGGAUGUUAAUUAUAAUCAAUGAAUAUGGAAGUCAAUUAGAAAUUUUCAACAUUUAGAACUUUGAAUUAAUUAUAAUUAUAUUAGGCAAAGAAAAUGGUCAAGUAGGGAAUAUUAGAAACUGAUAUUAUUGCAUGUUAAAGAAAAUUGAGAAUUUUGUAAUCUACAUUAGCAAACAUGACAUCUUUCGCUGGUAAGGGUUGA
Molecule: messenger RNA, 994 nt
Organism: Paramecium primaurelia
Lineage: Eukaryota; Ciliophora; Oligohymenophorea; Peniculida; Parameciidae
Source: the annotation of a GenBank genome assembly